GCCGCUGCGCUUGAAUGAAUGAAUGCACGGUCACUCGAAUUGCUCGCAGACACGAUUAAGAUGCAUUGCGAAUAGUGUUGGUUUUUGUUGUUGUUGAAAGGAGUUCAAUUGAUGAAUGAAACCAUCCCGCAUUUCCUGCAUAUCCUCCAGAAAGUAGCUAGCAGGACGUCUGAACUUGAUUGAUAUUUCCGGUCUCAGCAUCUAGCUGUAUGAUGCACACUGUCAAAAUUGAACAAAUGAAGUUUUUUAGAAAAAGGCUAGAAAAGGCACGUCAGCACAUGACCAGAGAGGGAGAAGAGUGGGAGAAGAGUGGAUCUUGGAUGAUGGCCUUCGGUUUUGCUAAUCCUUGCCUGGAUCGUUUACACAAAUCUUGUCCAAUUUCUGCACACCAUUACUGUUAUCCCUGGUUUAUAGGUUAUACAGAGUACUAUACAUGUGGUAAGACAUAGACGAUAUGACGAUAGUUGAAUGUUGAUCUAGAAGCUUUAUGGACUCCAAUGGUGGACACUGCUCUCAAAACGCAUAAUUAGGAAAUACAUAAGAUAAUGUCAUAAUGUUGUCAUGACUUUCCAAAUUAUGUACACAACCAAAACACAUGAAUUUGCAGAGAUUGAUAUUUGUAUUGCUUCACAUGGAUUUUGAAUUUGAAAAGAGAGAAGAUGCAUUAAUUUCCCUCAAGUCUAACAUCUCGCUACCUAGAUCCAUUGUGUUGCGACUAAUAUGGCAAUAAUAAUCGUGGCAAGCGGUGUAGGACCUCCAUCGCAAUGAUCGCAACUUUCUUCUACGAGGCUCGUCACCAAGAUAAGAGUUGCCUUGUCCUCAAUGUUUGGCUGGCAUGGCAUGUUGUGGUUGUUGCGGUGGUUGAUGCGUUGGUGGUCGUUUAUGAUAGAGUCGAAGCCAUUGGUUUGUGCAAUGGAUGAUGAGCUUCUGUUUGGCCUCAGAGGACGUUCUUAGUGGUGUAUGUGUCCAGUUUUUGGACUCGUAGUUUUGGUGUUAGCCUGGUUUCUCUUUAAUUAACUGAGCAGCUCUCUUAAGCUUAACUAAUACAUCGAGACAAUUUACCUCCAGCUAAAAAAAACAGCUUGAGAACAAUCCACAAGAAUCGUGAUGAUCACGUUUCUCUGUUCCAAAAGGUUUUACAGGGGAAAAUGAUGUGGAUUGGAAUCCUGCAUAAUUUAUAUAAAAAUCAUACAAUCCAAAGGACCUUGAUAUCUAGAAAAAGAUCGUGCAACUUAAAACAGAGACAGGGACACAGGGGGCCACCCACACAACCAAUUUGUUUUUUCAAGGGAAAACUUUUAUUUGUGCUGUGUAGAAUACUCAAGAACAAUGACCAACAACAUUCUGGCACCACCCAUGUCCGCCUUUGCCAUGUUUCUUUUUUUGAACAGGAAAUCAUGAAUUACUUCACCUACAAGGCUACAAAGACGGUUCUCUAUCAGUUGUAUGAAAUGAACCCGCCAGCAUAUACUUGGCUUUAUAAUUACCUUGUCGUCAACGAUGCAAAAGAGGGAAUACAUUUUCUUCGAGCACUCACAAAGGAAAGGCAAGACCUGGCAGAGAGGGUCAUGAUCACACGCCUUCACUUAUACGGCAGAUGGAUCAAGAAAUGUGACCAUACAAAAAUGUACGAGAGGAUUUCCAACGAGAACCUGGCACUCAUGCGCGAAAGGCUAAUGGAAACCGUAGUGUGGCCAACUGACGACACGAACAACAGCGGCAAACAAGAUUGAGGGGGACACGAUUGGAACUCUUGUCUGAGUUGAGCAUAAACUGCUUCACUCAACAAUGCACUUCGAUGAAUCCAUGUUGUUUUUUUUCGUUUUGACUGUUACUCGUUUGUGUAUAUAACCCUGCAUGAAUAGAACAGUUGGUGUACAUUCUCUCGUAGGGGUUUGUGAUUUUAGUGUCCCUCGAUCCUUUUCUGUCCACUGGACUCGAGAAAAAUAUCAGAAGCUCAGAACACGUCUGGUCAAUUUGUUUGCCUUGUUUGACAGUGUCUGUUCUUCUGUGCUUGUAUUUGUAAGAUUCAGGUUUUCUGACCCUUA
Molecule: messenger RNA, 2048 nt
Organism: Brachypodium distachyon (stiff brome)
Lineage: Eukaryota; Viridiplantae; Streptophyta; Magnoliopsida; Poales; Poaceae
Product: chaperonin-like RbcX protein 2, chloroplastic
Exons: 4
Coding region: 1149-1733 (194 amino acids)
Biological process (GO): ribulose bisphosphate carboxylase complex assembly
Molecular function (GO): protein folding chaperone
Source: RefSeq, a predicted model, not a curated record